Truncatella angustata is the source of this 979-nucleotide messenger RNA. RefSeq lists its product as uncharacterized. Lineage: Eukaryota; Fungi; Ascomycota; Sordariomycetes; Amphisphaeriales; Sporocadaceae. The transcript is spliced from 2 exons. The record is from RefSeq and is a predicted model, not a curated record. The coding region runs from base 138 to 788 and encodes 216 amino acids.
GCCACCACGUCAGCACCCUUGGCAUUUCGACCGUUUUAUGAAACCGACGCUUUUUUUCCAGUCAACUCCAACAGCACGAUCGCGGCGAUAAAACUUCACGUAACAAGGUAUAGAGCCUACAACGUUUAGUCGACAAUAUGGGCAUCGUCAGCGACAUUUAUAACGCCGUUGAGCUAGGCAAUUUCCAAUGGCCAAUUCGCAAUAGUCAUCCAGUGCAUCCCUCAAUCGUGCACUUUCCUCUCACAUUUCUCACCACCGCCUACUCUCUGGACAUGGUCUACGGCCUUGCGUCCCACUAUAGCAAAUCCAUAACGCUUGCGACGCGUCUGGCUCCGUACCUUCCUGGAAUCGCCCAGUUUGCCUACGCCAGCCAUGUCGUCGCAGUGAUUACGUCUAUCCCGGCUAUGACAAGCGGGUCGGCUGAGUUCUGGGAGCUGUACAAGAAGGAUGGACUCAACUAUAAGGAUAAAAAGCUCACGAACCCGGGCAGGAGUGGAGACGAUAUCAUCAACCGCAGCAUCAAUGUAGGAGCAGCUCACGGUAUCUUGAACGCUGUGGCGUUCGGAGUAAGCAUGUAUGCCAUAAUCUCGAGGUGGAAGGUUCCGGGUUGCAUUCCAGGACGGGCUAGUAUCUGGUUAUCUGCAUUGACCUUUCCCGGUUUGGCGCUAAGUGCUGCUCUUGGCGGAGAACUUGUGUACGGAAAGGGUGUAGGUGUUCAGAGAAUGGGUAAUGCAAGAGAUGAGAAGAUUGCCGGCUUGGAGGCGUAUAAGGAGAAGAGGGCAUUAUAAGUGGGAUCUUUGUCCGGAACGUAUCUGGCAGAACAGAUACCAGUAAGCGUGACUACGUCGACUAUGAAAUGCAACGGAUAUGCAAACUCUUAGCACUGUAGAAAAGUUAUUAUCAAUGCGACUUGAAUUCAUUCAUGGGCCAGCAGGCGUUGUAUAUGAGAGCGCUCCACAUGUAUUUCUCAUAGGCCCAG